AUGCUUCCUCAACCAAGCCAGCUGUGCGCCAUACUCGGCAAUUGCAAUCCUCAAGCUCCACUCCAGGCAUUUGGUACCGUAACGAAUGCUGCCGCCGCUCUAAUGGGUUUCCCAGCACCUUCUUCGCCGUCGAUGACCUACCCCUCUGCAGGAACCAUGGCUUACCCUGCUCCUAUGGCACCUGUUCCUGCAAUGCCAAUGUAUUCCACUGCUACCACACUUGCCCCUCGCGAGGAAGCACCUUCCUUGCCUUCACCCACUCCAAUGGGAUAUCCUGCACCCCCGGCAGCUCUGUCUUCGCCAAUGGGCUAUCCUACAAUUUCAGCAUCUACACCAGCACCGUCAGCACCCGUAACUAUGGGUUAUCCCGCACCAAUGGCACUUCCGGCUGCACCUAUGGCACUUUCACCAGUAUCAAUGAGCUACUCUGCUACGCCGGCACCAACAGGCUAUCCCGCACCUUCGGCAGCCACACCUACACCGAUGGGAUAUGCUACACUUCCAUCAACUACGGCAGCACCCGCAGUCUAUCCUUCACCCCCAGUUAUGGCUGCUGCACCAAUGGGCUAUCUUGCAACUCCAUCCACUAUGUCCACUAUCAGUACAUCGGCAGCGAUGAGUUAUCCUUCACCUCCAACAACUAUGCAAAUGCCAAUGGGUUACACCACAGCUCCUGCCUCAGCGUCUGCCCCGAUGGUCGCUUCCCCGAUUCCUUUGUCACUCCCAUCCGCACCGAUGAGUUAUGCUGCACCUCCUAUGGCUACACCUUCUCAAAUGGGCUACUCUGCACCUUUUGCGUCUAUACAAUCACCGAUGGGCUAUCCCUUACCACCGGCAUCUUUGCCCGCAUUAACGAGCAUUCCGCACCGUUGGCCCCUACGGCAUCUGCUGCAAUGGGCUAUCCUGCAUCUGCGGCACCUACACCUGCACUUUCAGCGAUGUCGUUUUCAGCGAUGCAACACCUCCCCCUAUUUAAUGAGUUCCGCACUUCCUAUAAUUACUCCCCGUCCAUAUCUGAUUAAUCUCUCUUUAACCUAUUAA
Molecule: messenger RNA, 1041 nt
Organism: Daphnia carinata
Lineage: Eukaryota; Metazoa; Arthropoda; Branchiopoda; Diplostraca; Daphniidae
Product: nascent polypeptide-associated complex subunit alpha, muscle-specific form-like
Exons: 3
Coding region: 1-1041 (346 amino acids)
Source: RefSeq, a predicted model, not a curated record